Molecule: messenger RNA, 3191 nt
Organism: Sturnus vulgaris (Common starling)
Lineage: Eukaryota; Metazoa; Chordata; Aves; Passeriformes; Sturnidae
Source: RefSeq, a predicted model, not a curated record
AUGGAGGGCAGCGGCUCCCCGGAGGAGGAGGAGAGCGGGGCCGCGAACGGCGCUCCCCCGCCGCCGCCGCCGCCCACGCCGGCCGCCCCCUGCGGCUUCAGCUCCUCCCUCUGCUUCAGCGCCGCCGCUGCCGAGCCGCAGCCGCCCGCGGCCGGUGGCCGGGUGGUGCAGAGCCAGUGGGAGAUCAACAACGCCGCCUGCCCGCCGGAGGAGGAGGAUGAGGAGGUGGUGGGGCCGCGGGACCGGCCGCCGGAGGAGCCCGACCUGGUGAUCGAGGUGUCGGGCCGCCGCAUUCGGGUGCACAAGUCGGUGCUGGCGGCCAAGAGUGACUAUUUUCGUGCCCGCGCCUCACGGGACGUCCUGCGGGUGAAGGGGGUGAGCUACGGGGCGCUGCGGCUGCUCAUCGACUACGUGUACACGGCCCGCAUGGGCGAGGUUCGGCACGACAACCUGGCUGAGGUGGUGAGCGGCGCCCGCGUCCUCCAGAUGCCCUGUGCCCUGCACUGUGCCGCCGAGGCCAUGCGCGCCCAGCUCUGCCUCGGCAACUGCUACCAGCUCCUCUGCCUGGCCAAGAAGCAGCGGCUGGCGGAGCUGCGGGAGGCUGCCUAUCGCUUCAUGAGCGACCAUUACCUGGAGGUGCUGCGGGAGCCCAGCGUUUACGGGCGCCUCAGCGGCGCUGAGCGGGACCUCAUCCUGCAGCAGCGCAUGGAUGCUGGCCGGCCCUGCUUGCUGGUGGCCGAGGUCAGCGACGCCUUCGAGCGGCCGGGUGGUGGCAGCCGGCCACAGAGCCGCGAGAGCAGUCGGCCACAGAGUCCCUCCUCCGUGGUGUCGCUGGAGGAGAGUGGCUCCCUCAUUCACUGCUACCAGGAGGCCAGCGGCGAGUGGAGGGUGCUGACGCGCCUGCCCGAGGAGGCCAAUGCCAAGGGCUGUGCCAUGUGUGUCCUCCACAACUACCUCUUCCUAGCAGGGGGCAUUGUGACAGGGCCGGCGGGCAGCGAACCCAGGGCUCGCCUUUCCGACAAGGUCUUCUGCUACAACCCCCUGACUGACACCUGGAGCCAGGUGCGGCCGCUGGCUCAGCCCCGCUCGCAGCUCAAGCUGCUGGCCCUGGAUGGUUACCUCUAUGCUGUGGGGGGCGAGUGUCUCUUCACUGUGGAAAGGUAUGACCCGCGGGCCGACCGCUGGAGCCCCGUGGCACCUCUGCCCAAGGGAGCCUUCGCUGUCGCUCACGAGGCCACUACUUGCAACGGGGAGAUCUAUGUGUCAGGAGGCUCCCUCUUCUACCGCCUGCUCAAAUAUGACCCCAAGCGUGACGAGUGGCAGGAGUGCCCUUACAACAGCAGCCGCCGGCGCUCUGCUGACAUGGUGGCCUUCAAGAGCUUCAUCUACCGCUUUGAUGUGAGCAGUGGCCGUGGUGGGGAGCAGGGCCCAGGCGGCGGGACGAGCGGUGGUGUUGAAGUUUUCCGGUACAACACAGUGGCCAAGUGCUGGAGCCAGUGUGCCAGCCUGCGGCCCAGCGGUGGCCCCAUCCAGCCCUUCCGCUGUGCCCCCUUGGGCAACACCAUCUACUGCGUCAACCGGACCGGCACCCUUCGCUUCAGCCUAGCCCAGGACGGCGAGGUGGAAGCAGAUGGUGGGCUCAAGGGCACCUUUGACAGCGAGCUUCUUAAAGCUCCCUUGGAUGUCAAGGGUGUCCUCCUACCUUUCGUGCUUACCCUGCCUGAGAGGCUGGAUAAAGCAGGGGACCAGGAGGGCUCCCUCCCACUGUAAGGUGGCCAGCCUGGCUCUGGCUUCCUGAGAUGGGAGUUGGGUUGCAGAUCCACAAACUCCCAUCUACAGAGGGGGCCCUCUCUGUUGUGUUUGCAGAGAAAAGGGACUUCCCCUUUCCUCCUCUCUGCUCUCAAGAUGUUGAGCUGGUUUUAACUCAGUUAUACCUUCUCAUGUUUGCUGUGCUUUGUGUGAAAAGCCAAGCACACUAAAGUAAAAGCUGCUAUAAAGGAUAAUCUCUGGAUUACAUUUGUGCCAAUCCCCAAUCUGAGAAAAACGUUUUUACACCUGGAUUUCUAAAAUAUUCUCGACAACAGUGUCAUAAUGGGACGUUAGUGUUGGUUGUGUGUUUACACGUAGUUGCAAUCUGGGCUGGGGCCUUUUCUGUCAUUUUGUGUUUUUUUCCCCUCUGGGAUGAUACUGAGGGAUAAACAUUGCUGGCAACAUAGUUUAGCUGCAUUUGUUUUCAUGUUAAACCAACUAUUUCCUGUGUUUAAGAGGUAUAGGAAGAACAUCUCCAUCACAGCCUUUCAUUUCUGGUGCAAUAGAUGGUUUAAGGAAACUGUGGCACUGUGUUAGUCCCAGGAAUUUCAACCACAGAUGAUUUAACAGAUACCAAACUUAAUGUUUUAAGUAACACAAAUGUGUGCCACAUGUUUCACUUGGAAUGCAAAGAAAAAGAAAAAAAAAGUCAAAUUACCUUUUUAAAAUAUGGCAUUUUAUGCUAGAUAUGAACUGUUGAUAUGUUCUUUAUUUGAAAAAGGCAAUGGUUUCUGUAUGAAAAGAUACUGUUUUAUUACUUUUUUUGAUCAGAGAUGUUAAAUUAAAAUUGAACUGAAGCUGUUCAGACUGCAACCAAUUGUCAUGACCAUGUAUGCCACUAGAGCUGGGGAAAAGCUUUGUACUUCAUAUGCUCUUUAGUUAACUGCAGGUCAAGGAAGGUUAACCUAAACCAACCUGUGGCAAAAGGCUUUCCCCACUUAAUUUCAAGACCAUCAAAAGGGGACAUGGAAAAUAGGAAUGUGCUACACAUGUUGAUUUUAUAAUGCACUAGCAUGAUGUUACUUCCCUGUCUUUUGAUUGAGAAACUGCUUUAUUUAUUUUCAGCUAAUGAUUGCUGUAAUCAAUAAGUCCUUGUUAAUUGCAGUACGUGCUGAUGGCGUACACUGUCAUUGUGAUUCUAAACUGCCCAGGAGUGCUGUGUGUGGGGCAGCAUCCAAAAACCAUACAAAAUUUCUUUCUGCCUGUGGAAAGUUGGAGCACGCUUUUUGUCAUGUUACUCAGAACUGGAAAACGUAAAAUGUCUACACAGACAGACUAUAUUGAAAAGGGCACAUGCAUUUAUUUUAUACAUUUUAUAGUAAAAAAAAUCAAUAGGCAAGACAAAUGUUUCAGCUUUAUGGUAAAUCACUGAAAAACGUUUU